Molecule: messenger RNA, 2098 nt
Organism: Caenorhabditis sp. 36 PRJEB53466
Lineage: Eukaryota; Metazoa; Nematoda; Chromadorea; Rhabditida; Rhabditidae
Source: the annotation of a GenBank genome assembly
AUGGCGGAAGUGUCUGUCGCCGUCGUUCGGCUUAAAAACAGUGCGUUAUCUGAUAAGUGAGUCGGUCGACGCCUUUUACGAAUUUGAUCACAAAACAGCGGCAUUGCAGAGCGGUUCCGACGGCUCAGGACUACGAACUUUGCAUAAAGGAAGAGCCGUCGACGGUCAAAUCUUUCGGCUCCAAACACGUGAGUCUUCUUUCUCAUUCUCGCCCGUCGAGGAACUUUGUUCAGGACUACAAUAUCACAAAACGGGUUACGGUAGGUGGGCACACUGUCGGCGCGGACGUCUUUAAACUACCGACGCUCUCGUUCGAACCGUCGAAAGUGAGCACUUUGGAGGACCUGGUGCAUGACUAUUUUAAAAGAACAGGGUAAGCAGACACAUUCGAAGAACAGUAUCAAUCUGAUUCCCGUGUCUCAGGAACAGUAUCCGUCGGGCGGUACGCAUUCCCCUCCACGAUGAUCUCUCGCAGCCCUCCAGUUCAAACAAGCCCUCUCUCGGUCACGUUCCCGGUCUUUCCCUCCUCUGUGUGCCUGUUUUCGUGAAGGAAACUGUAGAAGUGGCCAAUUCUCGAUAUGAAAAUUUGCAAAAACUUGUCAAUUUGGCCUACAAUCAGCCGGAAAUGUUCGAUAUUCAUACGAAGAACAUGAUUCUGAUUCUGGAGAGAUGGCUAAUCGAAUCGCAGACGGCGGACCGAUAUUUUCUGUCCAACUUCUUCAUGAAAGAGCCGGCAAGGGCCCGAAUCAGAUGGUGCGUCCACAAUCCCGCCUACAUCGAUCUCCAGGAACAGUGCAUUCGGUGAGUUCGUUCCGGAAUCAGUCCCCCAACCAAUCUUUACUUUUUAGCCACAUGUCGCACAGUGUCCGCAGCAAUGCUUCCUCCGUUUCCGCCGAUUUGGACGACCGGGUCCACGUGGCCAACAUUGCGAAAAUAGCCAUGCUAAGGUACAACAAAUUCACGAUAAGUGUCAUAAAUCCAGCAUUUAACCCUAAUUUUGCAAGUGAAGAAUCCGUGAGUUUGUCUGUAUUUAGAAAGAAUUGAAAAAACAAUAUAUAUUUCCAGUCAUGCGUUUAUUUUUACCCUGGAAUGAAACAGUGUCGACCUCAAAGAGCCGCAUCGAGCACAUCGCAAGACAUGCGGAGUAGGCUGUACCCACUGCACAAAGCAGCCGAAGACGGAAAUGCGGAAGAGAUACGGUCAGUGGAGGGAAGAGAUCCGGUGGGCGGAAAGGGAACGUUUCAGCAGGUUCCUGAAGGUUGGGAUGGACAGCAAUCAGAAAGACGAUGAUAGCUGGACUGCCCUGCACUACGCGUGCUUCCACGGACAUUUGGAAGUCGUCAAUGAACUACUCAAUUCCCCGCAAAUGACGGCGGUGAGCGGUGCUUCCUCACGCCUUCCGCAUUCUAUCCCAUUUCAGAUAAACGCGCAGAACAAAGGAGGAGCGACUGCUUUACAGUACGCAGUGAUAAACGGAAAUGAAUAUCUGGUGGAACUGCUCACUUCGCACGCUUCCAUUGACGUGAACAUUCGGAAUAACGAAGGAUACCGGCCGAUUGACUACUGCGGAAACCAUCCGGCGAUACAGAAGAUUCUAGAAAUGCAGAUAUUCAAAACUAAAAUCAACGUGAGAUUUCCUUCUGUUCUCACGAAUUUGAUCGUUUCAUUUCAGGUGGACACCGUGAUCGGAGCGUUCAGUAUAAAGUCUCGGUCGCCGGAAGAAGCGACAGUCGGGGAAGUGCUCGAUCGGCUGGCCGAAGAAACCCAACUGAGCAAGGAGCAGAUAAACUGUUUCGCCAUCUUCAUCUACUCGGAAUCCAUGUGUACGUCUCCCCUCAUUUUGUCCAUCUUUUCCGAAUCUUCCAGCUCUCCAACUCAAACCAGACUCUCUGAUUGACGAAAAACUGAAAUUGGACAAGUGGAACGCAAUGAUUCGCAAGCUUGUGCACGGCGAUAUUCCGUCGGAAACGCCUCGGCUAAAACUGAAAAGAAAUGCGUACGCGACAGCCCGAAUGGAAAUAAUUACGGUAAGAAAUAGAAGUUUAUGUAUUGAAAAGAGACGUGUGAUGAGCAAGAAAUGGAAGGAAAGGAUGAGUAG